GGUUUAUCCGUCAGAAUAUCUCGGCUUUUUAAGGUUAUUGACCGGACAAGGGGAGGAUCGUCCGAAUGCCGACGGCGACGUCACCAAAUUUCUGCCGUCGCAACCUACGCUAGCAUUUACCUAGGUGCAUACUUCUGACUCUGUGUUUCUUACUAAAGCCCAUUAUAUCCCCUUUUGCGCAAAUAUUGAAUCUUCUUCCAUAUUCAAGUUCUUAACUUCUCACUCUCGCUCAUUACAUUAAUUUCCCUAGUUACUCCAAUUAAUUACUACAGUACAGCUGAACUGUAUCAAGAUGUGGUGGGGAAAAGGGUCAGACAAAUCAGAAGCUUCGAAAGAUAAGCAGUCGGAAGCCCCGCCAGCCACGGCAACGAAGGCAGAUCCCCGUAAAGAUGCUACACACUUCGAUCCCAACAAGCUGCCAGAGCGACGCGAGCUACCGAGAAGCUUGCAGACGAUCGUGGAUAAGUCAGACAGGGAUGACAAUUUCUUUGAUGAGCUUGUAGAGGGAUAUGCGCCCGACUCUACCGAAUCCAACGUUCGAUAUGCCGCCUACGCAAACAGACUACGAACCGUUAUGCUUUCCGCCCACCGUUAUGUGGCUUAUACGUCAGACAUAGGAGAAUCUUUCCGACCGGUCGCACAUCCGUGGCUAGUAAGAAGCGCAUACGGUAUAUCGUGGGCGUACAUCUUAGGUGAUGUCUCGUACGAAGGCUACAAAGCCUACUGGCAAAACCAGCGGACAUUAAACCCACAACUGGUGCUCUCCGCGAAGGCACAGAAGGCUACCGGGUUAUCUAUCCCGGCAUCUUUAGACACUCAACCCGGUGUUGUAUCACCCUUGGAGGAUUACCGAACCGUCAUGGUUCAGCGAGGCAUAUUCCAGAGUAUCGCCUCUAUGGGACUUCCCGCGUUCACAAUCCACAGUGUUGUCAAGUACUCGAGCAAAGCCAUGAAAGGCAUGAAGAACAAGACGGUCCGAGUAUGGGGUCCUAUAGGUCUCGGUCUCUCCGUCGUUCCUUUCUUGCCCACGUUGUUCGACAAGCCGGUCGAGAAUGCGGUUGAAUGGAUGUUCCACACAGGCUUCGCCGCAUAUGGCGGAAAGGAGUAUAUUGGCGAUUCCCCAGCAAUAGGACGAGAAGCGGCUUUGACACACAGGCCACAGCCGAAAACCAAGGAAAAGGAAUUGUAAGGUUAUGGAUACCAGGAUAAAGGGUGGAAUUGUGAUAUUCACGGCGUAUGGGAAUGAAUCGUCUCUACUUCUCGUUCAAUCUUGUUUGAUGUCGCUGAAGCCUGGACUAGGGAUGGAAGAGAAACAUUUGGCAUCGCGAGGUGUAUCU
Annulohypoxylon maeteangense is the source of this 1337-nucleotide messenger RNA. Its product is annotated as mitochondrial 18 KDa protein-domain-containing protein. NCBI's taxonomy places the organism in Eukaryota, Fungi, Ascomycota, Sordariomycetes, Xylariales, Hypoxylaceae. The transcript has 2 exons. Gene Ontology annotation, biological process: mitochondrial fission. Bases 293 to 1189 code for a protein of 298 amino acids. Gene Ontology annotation, cellular component: mitochondrion. The record is from RefSeq and is a predicted model, not a curated record.